AUGGCCCCUGAGUCGCCGGUCGGGCCUGUGUCCCGCACCAUGCCUCUCGUCCAGACAUAUCCACCCUUGGGUCAGGUGACGCCCCUUGAAAGUGGACGCGUCGACUUGAUAGCUACCGUUGAAUCUGAGGAAAACGUGCCCUGGGAUGUCAUUCUAUGGAGCUCGAUAGAUGGCGCAGCAUGGACUGGGUCUCAGCUGUUCCCAGCGGAUGCCAAGUCUGAGCCGCAGUGCUUGCAGUCCCAUGCCGCAUCUAUCACUCGUAAGCAGUACUAUACCGUUUCCCUGACUUUCAAGGAGUCUGUUCAGUUCACGCUCAAGUAUCGCAGUGGUCCAGAGACGGACUGGUCCUGGGCCCGCGAUGAGCAAGGCAUAGCUGAUGGGACCAUGGUUGUCCGGGCCAUUGAACCUCUGUCUGUCCAUUUGCGUGACCUGGUCGACCUGUCUCCUGGGUGGGACGUGGCCGGGUGUCUAAGUCAGACUCCAAGGACUCUCCUGUGGUCUCUUCAAGCCAGUAUUUCCUCUACGGGUCUCCGCACGUACGACGAUGCCGACCGAGGUUCGGUGCGCGAUAUAUGCAUCGGGACUCUCAAGACUCCUUUUCUGAGAUGGUUCGCCCUUGUACGCAACUCAUCUCCCUGGCUGGCACCUCGGCAGGGCAAAGAACACCUUUAUUUAGACCAUGAUGCCAUCAUAUGUGCCUUUCUGACACUGUCUGGACGAUACCUCGUCUUCUUAACCCUAGCCGGCGUUGACAAUGUCGUUUCCGUGCUGCGAAGCACUCAAGAGGGACGGCUUUCUGUUCAUGCGCGUUACGACGGUGUUGGUGGCAACGAUGGCCAGGCAACAGUCUUGGUUGCUGAAGGUGAUGACCUCGGGUGUACGAUCAGCGCCACCAUGUACCACGCCCGGGACUUGGCCAUCAACACGAGCGAAGGCAUCCGCGAGGAACCCAAUCCAAGCUAUCCUCCUGAUAGAGCGCAGCCUGGUCCACAAUCAUCUGAGCCUUGGUACGACGGGCUCGGCUACUGCACAUGGAAUUCCCUUGGUCAGGAGCUGACAGAGGGCAAGAUCCUCCACGCUCUCGAGGAACUAUCAAAGAACAAUAUAGAUGUGUCGACCUUGAUAAUUGACGACAACUGGCAGAACAUUGACCAUCGCGGCAACAGUCAGUUUGACCAUGGGUGGCUCGAUUUUGAGGCCGACACCCAAUCUUUCCCUCGCGGCCUUAAGGCGACCGUCACUUCUAUCCGACAGCGCUACCCCAACAUCCAGAAUAUUGCUGUCUGGCACGCUCUUCUAGGCUACUGGGGCGGCAUCUCCGCAGACGGACCCCUUGCCGAAAGAUACAAGACGGUUGAGCUCUCACGCCAAGAUCCUACUCUCCCAAUCAACGGGAGGAUGAGUGUAGUCGAUGCCGUUGAUGCGCCAAGGCUAUACGACGACUUUUACCAGUUUCUCGUUGACUGUGGCGUCGACUCCGUAAAGACGGACGCCCAGUUCAUGGUCGACACAUGGACCGAUCCCGCGGCUCGCCAAGAGCUCCUCUACACCUACCUAGAUGCCUGGAGCAACGCGGCCUUGCGGCACUUCAGCAUGAGGACGAUAUCGUGCAUGUCUCUGUUCCCCCAGUGGAUAUUCCACAUGCAGUCCAGCCCCCGGAAGCCGACGUUUCCCCUCCGCAGCUCCGACGACUUCACCCCGGGUGAGCCAUCUGCACACCCGUGGCAUGUGUGGACCAACGCACAUAACUGCAUAGUCCUGCAGUGCCUCAACGUCAUCCCCGACUGGGACAUGUUCCAGACGGGUCACGAGUUUGGGGGCUUCCACGCAGCAGCGCGUUGCAUCAGCGGCGGCCCGGUCUACAUAACCGAUGUUCCUGGGAAGCACGACACGGAUAUCAUAUCCCAGAUUACGGGGAGAAGUCCCAGUGGAAACACUACGAUCCUACGGCCGAGCGUGAUCGGAAAAGCCGUGAGCCCGUUUGUCGGAUAUGAUGACAAUGCAUUCCUGAAAGUCGGGAGCUACAAUGGUGCUUCGGAGACAGGGACAUCAAUCCUCGGCGUCUUCAACGUCUCGGGGCGUCCACUGACCGAACUUGUUCCUCUCUCCGACUUUCCCGGAACGGUCAGCUUGGCUCGGUACGUCGUGAGGGCGCAUACCACUGAUGCGGUGUCUGCCCCAACAUCUCUCUCGUCCCCGAGGUCACUCUUCAACAUCACUCUCGGCACGCGAGGGUUCGAGAUCCUCUGCGCGUAUCCCCUGCAGCAUAUGCCUUCCACCAGAGGGCCGGGGACGGUGUCGGUUGCCAACCUCGGCCUGGUCGACAAGAUGACGGGAUGCGCUGCCAUUACGAGCGGCACUACGCACAAGCAGGACAAUGGGCGUAUACGCAUCACCACCCGUCUCAAGGCAUUGGGGGUUCUCGGUCUAGGCAUCUACAUCUCGUGCCUUCCCGACUUAGAUAUCCCGCGUGAUUUCAUGAUUACCAUUUUGAAGAAUCCGAUCCCUUUCGAGACCGUCACAGUGUCCGCAGCGAAUCCGCAUGUCUUGAAGGUGGACCUCGAACGUGCCUGGGGAGAUAUGGAGAUGAGCAAGAAGGGAGGGAGGGAGGUGGACGUGAUGGUCCACUUCUCUGUCCGAUGA
Molecule: messenger RNA, 2643 nt
Organism: Geosmithia morbida
Lineage: Eukaryota; Fungi; Ascomycota; Sordariomycetes; Hypocreales; Bionectriaceae
Product: Raffinose synthase or seed imbibition protein Sip1
Exons: 6
Coding region: 1-2643 (880 amino acids)
Source: RefSeq, a predicted model, not a curated record